AUCCAUUCAUAAUAGAAAAAAAACACAUAACGCCUGCUCCCGAACGACUCUUUAAUUAUACGUAGUAUAUUGUUCUAUGUCACCAAAAUUGGUAACAAUGAACAUCGAUCGUAGCUAAAGCAAUCAACAGAACAUCACAAGAAAGUAGAUUCCUCAUUUGGAAAGUGGUCAUUGCAUGUCAAACUUUUGAUGUAAAAGAUCAUAGAGAUUAAAAAACACGUAAGCUCCCAAACUAUCUACGAUAUACGUAUAUGAGAAGAGAAAUAUUCCAAGUUGGAGAUAUUCUUUUAAAAUAUAAUGAAUACAACCCUAAUAUACAGUAAAUAGUAGGAUGUUUUAAACUUUGAGUUGACAGAAAGAGUUUAAGCUUAAAAUAUCAUUGAAAGGCUUCGUUCGUGUAUAAAAUUCUUGAACAAGUUUUACGUUGUAGAUAUAACAUAAAAAUCUUUUCUACAUGUGGAUUUAAACAUAAAAUCCCAAGAUUGUGUUGUAAUAGCUGAAGAUAGAUAAACUAAAACGAGAAAUUACAUGGAAGGAUAUUACGUAAUUGUGUCCUAGUUAAAUCCUGGCAAUUUUAGCCAAUUACACAUUUGAGACUAAAAAUAAAUCUAGCUUUAAGAUAUACUAAUAUGUGAUAUAACACGAUUAAUAAUUGCAUAGUACUGUGUGUAAAUUAGGGGGAAAUAAUCUUCAUUUUAGCAUACAAUGGGAUAAUAAAGAAAAUAGAUUUUACCACUUUGGUUUUGAACAAGUGACAGUAUGGUGCAGAAAAACGUCAGAGGAAAAAGAAUUAUCAAAACGUACACUUUUCUUUAAUCUUUUUCAUAAAAGUUUUUUUUUUCUAUUCAAAAAGCAAAAAUGUGUCAGACGGAUUUAUGCAUCUUUCAUUCAUUCAUCACUGUCUCGUGAAAAAUAUAAAACUUUAUAUCAGAAAUUAAUAUAAUAUUUAAACAUAUCAAAAAGAAAAAGAAAAAAAAUUCCCUCCUGUCCAAGUGCGUUUGCUUUUUUGGAGUCUCUCUCUCUCUAUCUCUGAAGUGAGGAUCUUUGUUUGGUUCUGCAAUAAUAAUUUCGUGUUUUUGUUUAUAAAACACGAAAUGUAUUCUCUUCUCUCUAGUACGCAUAGACCCUACUCUAUGAUCAAACUCUGCUUUCCCUCUUCUCUUUCUUUAUCUCCCUGAAACUAUGGGCUUUGUUCUCUCUUUCUCUCUCUCUGUCUGUCUCUAAAGGCACAGCAACAACACUCACAGUCACACUUAAAAGCACUUCCUUUUCUAACCAAAUCUGAAAUGGGUUUUGCUCGGAAACAUCGAAAAACAGUUACUUUGACUCCAAAACCAGAGCUUUAAUCCGUGUUUCACGGCCUAAAGAUCAAGACUUUUAACUCUUCCUCUCUCCUUUUCUUGAUGAUACAAAUGAAGAAGAACAAAAGUGUGUGAUUGAGUAUACACUUAAUUAAAAAAAAUGGCAUUAUGGUGCAUGUCAGUUCUUCUGAUUGUUGGGUUCUUAUCAAAAUCUGAUCUUGGUGAAGCUCAGCUAAGCGAUGAAGCUGCAUUGUUAGCCAUUAAGAAAGACCUUAGAGUUCCAGGAUGGGGUAGUAGCAGCAGAGAGUACUGUACUUGGGAUAGGGUCAAGUGUGGUGCCAACACUUCCUUUGUUGAGACGCUUGAUCUCUCAGGGCUUCAGCUUAGAGGUAACGUCACUUUAAUCUCCGACCUCAGAAGCUUAAAGCAUCUAGAUCUCUCUCGUAACAGCUUCACCGGACCGAUUCCUGCAUCUCUCGGCAACUUGUCUGAGCUUGAGUUUCUUGAUUUGUCCCUGAACCGUUUUGCUGGAGCCAUUCCAGUUGAGUUUGGUAACCUUAGAGGUCUUAGAUGGCUUAACGUUUCUAACAACUUGCUCGUGGGAGAGAUACCUGAUGAGCUUAUGUCUCUAGAGAGGUUAGAGGAGUUUCAAGUCUCUGGAAACGGCUUAAGCGGUUCUAUACCUCACUGGGUAGGGAACCUGAGUAACCUCAAGGUGUUUACAGCUUAUGAGAAUGAGUUGGUAGGUGAGAUACCUAAAGGUUUAGGUUUGGUUUCUGAACUGGAGUUAUUGAAUCUUCACUCAAAUCAGCUUGUGGGGAAGAUUCCAAAGGGGGUUUUUGAGAAAGGGAAGCUUAAAGUUUUGGUCUUGACGCAGAAUAGAUUCACCGGUGAGCUCCCUGAAGAGGUGGGAAUCUGCAGCGGCCUCUCCAGCAUUAGAAUUGGGAACAAUGAGCUCGUGGGAGUCAUUCCGAGGACAAUAGGAAACAUAAGUGGACUUACCUACUUUGAAGCAGACAAUAACAAUCUCUCAGGUGAGAUUGUUGCAGAGUUCUCAAAGUGUUCUAACCUCACUCUCCUGAAUCUAGCAGCUAAUGGGUUCACUGGAACCAUUCCAGCAGAGCUUGGUCAGCUCAUGAGUCUUCAAGAGCUGAUUCUCUCUGGUAACAGUCUCUUUGGGGAGAUCCCCAAAUCAUUUCUUGGAUUAGGAAACCUCAACAAGCUUGAUUUAAGUAACAACAGACUCAACGGCACCAUCCCUAAGGAGCUUUGCGGUAUGCCGAGGCUUCAGUAUCUGCUCCUUGAUCAGAACUCCAUAAGAGGAGACAUCCCACAUGAGAUUGGAAACUGUAUGAAGCUGCUUGAGCUUCAGCUAGGUCGAAACUACUUGACCGGAACCAUUCCUCCUGAGAUUGGUCACAUGAGGAGCUUACAGAUAGCUCUAAACUUGAGUUUCAACCAUCUUCAUGGACCCUUGCCUGCCGAGUUAGGAAGACUAGACAAGCUUGUCUCACUGGAUGUCUCUAACAAUAUGCUUACAGGAACCAUACCGCAGCUACUAAAAGGCAUGAUGAGUUUGUUCGAAGUUAAUUUCUCAAACAACCUCUUGACCGGUCCGGUUCCAGUCUUUGUUCCAUUUCAAAAGUCUCCAAACUCGAGCUUCUCGGGUAACAAAGAGCUUUGUGGAGCGCCGUUGAGCUCUUCUUGUGGAUAUUCUGAUGAUAUUGAACAUUUGAGGUACAAUCACAGAGUCUCCUACAGGAUUGUGCUCGCAGUGAUUGGUUCAGGUGUUGCUGUUUUUGUAUCAGUCACUGUGGUGGUGGUUCUCUUCAUGAUGAGGGAGAAACAAGAGAAAGCAGCAGCGGGUAAAAACGUCGAUGUUGAAGAACGCGUUGAGGAUGAGCAACCAGCGAUUAUAGCCGGAGAUGUCUUCCUUGAGAAUCUUAAACAAGGGAUUGAUCUAGACGCAGUUGUGAAAGCAACAAUGAAGGAGUCAAAUAAACUCAGCACUGGAACGUUUAGUUCGGUUUAUAAAGCGGUCAUGCCUUCAGGGAUGAUUGUUUCGGUGAAGAAACUAAAGUCUAUGGAUAGAGCUAUAACUCAACAUCAGAACAAGAUGAUCAGAGAGCUUGAAAGACUCAGCAAACUUUGUCAUGACCACUUGGUAACACCCAUUGGGUUUGUUAUAUACGAAGAUGUUGCUCUCUUGUUGCAUCAGCAUUUACCUAAUGGUAACUUAGCUCAGCUGAUUCAUGAGUCCUCCAAGAAACCAGAGUACCAACCUGACUGGCCAAUGAGACUGUCCAUAGCCGUUGGAGUAGCUGAAGGCUUAGCGUUUCUCCACCAGGUCGCCAUUAUUCACCUUGAUGUUUCCUCUAGUAAUGUCCUGCUAGACUCUGGCUACAAACCUGUGCUUGGGGAAAUCGAAAUAUCUAAGCUUUUAGAUCCAUCUCGAGGCACCGCAAGUAUUAGCUCAGUUGCUGGCUCCUUUGGCUACAUUCCUCCAGAGUAUGCAUACACAAUGCAAGUGACUGCACCGGGGAAUGUAUACAGCUACGGAGUAGUGUUGCUUGAGAUUCUAACCUCAAGAGCGCCGGUGGAGGAAGAGUUUGGUGAAGGAGUGGAUUUGGUGAAAUGGGUACACGGAGCUUCAGGGAGAGGAGAAACACCGGAACAGAUACUUGACGCCAAGCUUAGCACUGUAUCUUUUGCUUGGAGGAGGGAGAUGCUUGCAGCUCUGAAAGUUGCAUUGCUUUGCACAGAUAUCACACCUGCAAAAAGGCCAAAGAUGAAGAAAGUAGUUGAAAUGCUUCAAGAGGUUAAGCAAAAGUAAAUGAGAGAACUGAAUAUAGUUUCUUUUGUGACAUUCAUAUACAAAAAACGCAUUCCUGUAUAUGCGAGCUUCUCUCAUCUGUGCAUUAUGUAGAGUUUUAUGAUGAAAUGCAAUCUUGGAUUUGCUUAUCUGCUUAUUUAAUUGAAAAAUUAUAAACUA
This is a messenger RNA of Brassica rapa (field mustard), 4293 nucleotides long. Its product is annotated as leucine-rich repeat receptor-like tyrosine-protein kinase PXC3. Gene Ontology annotation, biological process: protein phosphorylation. Gene Ontology annotation, molecular function: protein kinase activity; ATP binding; protein binding. Lineage: Eukaryota; Viridiplantae; Streptophyta; Magnoliopsida; Brassicales; Brassicaceae. The record is from RefSeq and is a predicted model, not a curated record.